Messenger RNA from Varanus komodoensis (Komodo dragon), 1050 nucleotides. RefSeq names its product sodium/potassium transporting ATPase interacting 4 (gene NKAIN4). Gene Ontology annotation, biological process: regulation of sodium ion transport. The transcript has 7 exons. The record is from RefSeq and is a predicted model, not a curated record. Lineage: Eukaryota; Metazoa; Chordata; Lepidosauria; Squamata; Varanidae. The coding region runs from base 1 to 627 and encodes 208 amino acids.
AUGGGAUGCUGCACCGGGCGCUGCACGCUGAUUUUCCUCUGCACUUUGCAGCUGCUUGCUGCCUUCGAGAGACAAGUCUUCGAUUUCCUGGGAUACCAGUGGGCUCCAAUUCUUGCAAAUUUCCUCCAUAUCAUCAUUGUUAUUCUUGGCUUGUUUGGUACAAUCCAAUACAGACCUCGGUACAUUGUGGUGUAUGCCAUCUGGACAGCCAUCUGGGUCACCUGGAACAUCUUCGUCAUCUGCUUUUACCUGGAGGUCGGUGGCCUUUCGAAGGACAGCGAGCUCCUGACCUUCAACAUCUCCCGGCACCAGUCGUGGUGGAGUGAGAACGGUCCCGGGUGUGUCCGGAAGGAGACCCCCAUGGCGGGCAUCAAAGGCCUGGACAGCCACUCCUACGUCUCCGUGAUCGGCUGUGCUCUGGAGUACCGCUACAUCGAGGUCAUGCACAGUGCCCUGCAGAUCCUGGUGGCGCUGGUCGGCUUCGUCUAUGCCUGUUACGUUGUCAGUGUUUUCACAGAAGAAGAAGACAGCUUUGAUUUCAUUGGUGGAUUUGAUCCUUUCCCUCUCUACCAUGUCAAUGAAAAGCCCUCCAACCUUUUGUUCAAGCAGACAUACCUGCCUGCGUAAGUGAUUGUGAGACCAGAUGAGCCGAAGUGAUGCACCCAGAAUCUGAAUGCCAAAUAUCCCAGCUGGGCCACAGCCCCAGCAGCAAAGAGAUGGAAAACGCAUUCCACUUAAAUGAUAUACAUAUGAAGACUGUACUUCAACAGGUGGCCACUCAAGCCAAAAGAACCUUUUCCUAGCCAGCUGCUCAUGCCAAUGCCUUCUCAAUAUGCUGGCUUAUUAGUGGACUUGUAGGUUUUGCUACCAAUGAAUGAAUGGCAGGAUUGUUUCCUUCUUCCCUCCCCACCCACUCAGUCCCACCUGCUCUACUGAGAAUCCAGGGGAGAAUAUUUGGAAAUAUCCACUUGAUUCUGUUAGAUUCUCUUUUGUAGAACCCAUCCUUGAAUGUACCCACUGUGGAGGUUUAAUGGCAUACACGUUGUUAUU